AUAUAAGAAGCUGAAGAGUGAAAGCAGCAUGGCAAGUAAUGUAUGGGGACUUCCCUGUUCCUUGUCUAGCACACAAGCUCCUUCUAUAUCUUCAACCAAGCUCGUUCCUGAUGCCAACAAACAGCAUACACCAUUUAGAACUCCACCUAGUUUCAACCCUACUUCUUUUACUCAUGAAUUUAUCCACUCCCUGCCAAACAAUCCUCCUAGAGAAACUCUGCAAGAAAGAGCAGCAGAGUUGGAGGAGAAAGUACGACUUAUGAUGAAUGCAACAGACAUGGAACCGCUAAGCUUACUUGAACUGAUUGAUGAUAUUGAACGCUUGGGACUAUUCUUCAGGUUCGAGGACUGGAUAAACAAAGCCCUUCUCAGACUUGUUUCAAUUGAAAACUUCAAACACCGAACCACAAAAAGUCUUCAUGAAACAGCUCUUGUUUUUCGAAUUCUCAGACGACAUGGCUUUCAUGUCUCCCAAGACAUUUUUACGAGUUUCAAAGAUAAAGAAGGAAAAUUCAAAGCUGAAAUUAGUAACGAUGUAGAAGGAAUGUUAAGUCUGUACGAAGCAUCAUACUUGACCUUAGAAGGAGAAAGUCUUUGGGAGGCAAAUGAAUUUUCAAGGACACAUCUGAUGAAUUUAAUGGAAGAAAGAUCAAUGGAUGCGAAAAUGGCAGAAAAAGUUAGGCAUGUACUGGAGGGGCUUCCCUAUCAUAAAAGUUGUUGUAGACUAGUGGCACAACACUAUAUUAACACAUACGAUAAGGCAGAACCGCAUAAUCUCUUACUCUUAGAACUUAUAUCUGAUUUGUGCAAAGCAUACCUCCAAGAAGCAAAGUGGUUUCACAACAAAAUUAUUCCACCAUUCGAUAAGUUCAUAGAAAAUGCAAGGAUCUCGAUCUCAGCAGGGUUUAUUAUUACUCAUGUUUACUUCUUGAUAAGCCAAGACAUCACAGAACAAGUGAUUCAUUCUCUGACUAAUAAUGACCACGACUUGUUGCGCUCUGUAUAUACCAUUUUUAGGCUUAGCAAUGAUUUGGGAACAUCAACGGACGAGAUAGAGAGGGGUGAAACCUCGAACUCAAUUGUAAGCUAUAUGCACGAAACAGGUCUUCCAGAAGAGAAUGCCCGUCAAUACUUCAAAACUUUGAUGGAGAAAGAAUGGAAAAACUUGAAUAAAUACCUAAUUAUGGAUUCUAUAUUCCCGAAAUCUUUUGUUCAGUUUGUCAUUAACGUUGUUCGGAGUGGUCAUUUCGUAUAUCAACAUGGAGAUGGAUUUGGACGACAAAACAACAUAACAAAGAGCACAAUUAAGUCAGUACUAAUGUACCCGUUCCAACUAAUGUGCCAUGACGAUGUUGAGAAAAUAAACUUUGAAAUUUGAGUUUAUUUGCUUAAAUUUGCUAAAUAUAUAUAUUUGGAAUUCGUUUUUUGAAUUUCUUCAGUUGUGUAUCAUGUUCUAAUGAUUAAUAAAG
This is a messenger RNA of Vigna radiata var. radiata (mung bean), 1469 nucleotides long. Its product is annotated as isoprene synthase, chloroplastic-like. Lineage: Eukaryota; Viridiplantae; Streptophyta; Magnoliopsida; Fabales; Fabaceae. The record is from RefSeq and is a predicted model, not a curated record. Gene Ontology annotation, molecular function: terpene synthase activity. The transcript is spliced from 5 exons. The coding region runs from base 29 to 1378 and encodes 449 amino acids.